AUGGAGGCGCAUAAGGGGUUUUCAAAUUUGGGCGCUUUGCUGGGCUUUUACGGUCUGGCAAUAGCUGGAACCGAGGAGGAAGGUUUUUCUCCCAUCUACCGCAAUACUGCAUCCGAGACCUUGAAAAGGGCUAGCGACCAUGGCAAAUUUCAGACGAUGUGGGACGUGUUCCAACACGGUCUCAAAAUCAAUCCGGACGCUCCUUGCAUCGGGAAGCGCGAGGUCAAGUCCGACGGCUCUCUAGGCGCCUAUCGCUUCAUGACGUACAAGGAGGUGGAAUCCAAGGCAUUAGUCAUCGGAAGUGCCCUACACCAGCUACCGAUAGAGGUGCAGCCAUCAUGCCACCCAAAGGUGAAGGACUCGAAGAUGGUUGGGGUGUUCGUCACGAAUUGUAUUGAGUGGCUCAUCCUCGAACAAUCGUGUAACGCCUAUGGAUUCACGCUGGUUCCCAUCUAUAACACGCUUGGAAACGAGUCCAUCCAUACAAUCCUGCGGAAUUCCGGGAUUAGCGUCUUGCUCUGCACACCUGCAACGGCAAAGACCAUGCUCACUGUUCUUGAGUUGGGCACUGAAGGUGUGAAUCUCGAGCUCAUUAUCCUUAUCGAAUGCGAUGCUGUCGAUGACGCACUCAAAAACAACAGCUUUGGAAUCAAGUUCAUGCUCUGGAGCGAACUGGAGGCUAUGGGCAAGAAGAAGCCGCUGCCGCCGUCGCCCCCGCACCCUGACACCUUGGCCCUGAUAUCGUAUACGUCCGGUACCAGCGGCACCCCCAAGGGUGUUAUGCUCACCCAGCAGAACGUCACCGACCUUAUCGUGGUGACCUGCGAGGAUCACGUGAAGAAAUCAUUCAUUGAGAAUCCGAUGGAGCGACACAUGAGUUACCUGCCCAUGGCCCACCUGUUCGAAAAGAACUUCGUGAACGCUGUAUACUACUUUGGCGGGUGCAUAGGGCUCUACUCCGGGGACAUCAAGAAGCUACUUGACGACGUGCAGGAGUUCAAACCCACCUUCUUCGUGGGAGUGCCCCGUCUGUUCCAGCGCAUCCACGACAAGGUUAUGGCUGGAGUGGCACAGAAAUCGUUCGUGGUGAGGGGGCUGUUCAAGGCCGGGCUGGCAGCAAAGAUGAAUCGCAUUAACACAACUGGUAACUAUUCCCAUGCAUUAUGGGACAAGCUAAUCUUCAACAAGCUGAAGCUCCUGCUAGGAGGCCAAGUGAAGUGGAUGCUGGUGGGAUCCUCCGGCAUGAACCCCAGCGUGAUUGAACGCCUGCGAGCUAUAUUCGGCGUGCCGCUACUCUGGGGUUACGCCCUUACCGAAAGCUGUGCCGGAAGCACGGCACAGAACUUCCACGACACCGACCCUACCAGCUGCGGAGGGCCGCUGCCAAGCCAGGAGUUCCGCCUGAGGUCCGUACCCGAUCUGCAGUACGACGCCACUGCGCACCCACCGCGCGGCGAACUCCUCAUCCGUGGUUACAAUGUCAUGCACGGCUACUAUCGCGACGAAAAGGCUACACAGGAAGCCCUGGUUGAUGGCUGGCUGCACACCGGAGACGUCGUGGAGAUUCUACCGAGUGGAGCCAUCCGCAUUAUAGACCGCGUGAAGAACGUCUUCAAACUGGCUCAGGGCGAAUAUGUGUCGCCUGGCAUGGUGGAAUCUGUCAUUAACAUGGGCACCCUGGUCGCGCAGUCCUUCGUGUUCGGCAAAAACGAUGAAGUUUACACUGUCGCGGUGGUGGUACCUGACGAGGACGUCCUGAAACAUUGGAAGGAGGCCAAUGGCAUGGGAUCGCUCAGCUUCAAGGAAGUGUGCGGCCGGAAGGAGUUACGCGACGCAAUCAUGGCCGAGAUGGAGAAGCUGUUCCAGGAGAACAACUUGAAGGGAUACGAGAAGGUGAAGGCCAUUUAUGUUGAGCACGAACUGUUCAGUGUUGAGAACGAUCUGCUAACCGUGACCGCUAAAUUGCGACGUCACAAGCUGCGGGAAAGAUAUGCUGCAGAAAUAGAUGCGCUCUACAAAGAGUUACGCGCGGCCAACAAGGCGGCCUGA
Molecule: messenger RNA, 2049 nt
Organism: Babesia bigemina
Lineage: Eukaryota; Apicomplexa; Aconoidasida; Piroplasmida; Babesiidae
Product: fatty acyl-CoA synthetase 3, putative
Exons: 5
Coding region: 1-2049 (682 amino acids)
Biological process (GO): fatty acid metabolic process
Cellular component (GO): endoplasmic reticulum; membrane
Molecular function (GO): long-chain fatty acid-CoA ligase activity
Source: RefSeq, a predicted model, not a curated record